CCUUGCUGGAGCGGCUUGAAGAGGCCAACGUCAAGGUUCCAAACUCACUCCAAAAACGACUUCAAGAAGAGUGUCCCGGUGUUUUCUGCGAACCGGUCGUUCAGCUGAUGUCCAAGCGUUCGCAAGCACCUCCAACACCAUCCUCAAUCCUCAAAGAUGGAACUGGAGAACCGAGUUUGAAGCCCACCUCAACAACUACUCAUUCGCAUUACUCGCUGAGAAAUUUCCAAUCAAAUCAGCCAAGCGCUACCAUACCUAAGCCUCCUCGGUUCUCAUCCAAUGAGUCUGCAGAUAAAUCUUCUGAGCCGUUCUACAUGGGUAAGAUCGUGCCAAUAAUAGCAAAGCUCACGGCUAACACAUUCGUUUGAUAUCAGAUUUCAGUGGCCCAUUCAAGUUCUCCACGACCUUCGACUUCACAGAUGAAGCCAUGGUCGACUCUAAUCGACCGCUGCCGGGUGACU
Molecule: messenger RNA, 461 nt
Organism: Fusarium redolens
Lineage: Eukaryota; Fungi; Ascomycota; Sordariomycetes; Hypocreales; Nectriaceae
Exons: 1
Coding region: 108-368 (86 amino acids)
Source: RefSeq, a predicted model, not a curated record